AUGGAUGAGGUGCGUUCCACCCGUGAGCGGGAGCGUCGUGAGGAACGGCGUGAGCGCCACAAGAAGCGAAAGAGUCAUAAAAAACACAAGGACCGUGAUGAAGACAAGAAGCGCUUAAAAUCCAGCUCGCGGCAUCACGACCGCAAGAAAAGCCGUGACCGUGACCGGGACCGUGACCGCGAAAGAAGCCGUGACCGCGAAAGUAGCCGUGACCGCGAAAGAAGCCGUGACCGCGAAAGUAGCCGUGACCGAGGGACGCAUCGACUCCGGCAUCGAAAGCGCCACGCCCACAAGCAUGACAUGAGUAGCAGCAGCAGCAGCAGCAGCAGUAGCGACACUGACGAGGGGACCCGUCAUGGCCGACGUCAUGAGCGUCGUUCUCACCACUCUCAAGCAAAAGAACAAUGUACUGUCUCGACUUCUCUGGCCGGUCCUAGCCGUGAAAAGCCUUCUGCCGAUCAGAUUGCUGCCAUGCGCGCUGCGAUUUUAGCUGCUGCCUCGGAUCAAGAUGAUCCUGUGCCGACCAAACGUAUCAUGACGAUGCAAACCCCAGCUGAAUAUGCAAAGCAACAAGCCGAAGUUCGCCGCGAGUUUGACCCCGAUACGGGGCGCUAUCGGUACGUGCCGGCCCUGGUGUCCCUCUCCUCUUUCCUUGCAUCCGAUUAUCGGCAAGGCCGUGCGUGUGUGAGCAGGCACGUUGCACAAGCUUCUCAACCGAGUUUCAAUGUGCAAAUGGAUUGGCUAUAG
Monosiga brevicollis MX1 is the source of this 747-nucleotide messenger RNA. RefSeq lists its product as uncharacterized. The record is from RefSeq and is a predicted model, not a curated record. Lineage: Eukaryota; Choanoflagellata; Craspedida; Salpingoecidae. The coding region runs from base 1 to 747 and encodes 248 amino acids. The transcript has 3 exons.